AUGCGAAGAAGGGUGGCAGUCGCCCUGGCUGCGGGACUCUUCUUGUUACAUGGCCCCGCUGUGGGAAGCCAGAGCAGCUACACAAGCUCGGCGCGAGCUGCGGUGUUUGCGCCAGGGCGCCUUCGAUCACACUUCUGUGGCGUAGCACCGCGCGCACGGGCGAUUGUCCCUCGAAGGGUCGCCACACUGGAGAACCCGUUCGAUGUCCUGGGCCUGUCGCAGGACUGCGACGAUGAGGAAAUCAAACCCGCAUUCCGCAAGCUGGCUCGGCAGCUGCAUCCAGAUGUGCCAGAGACGGGCAGCGAGGCCCGCUUCAAACGCCUCGUCUGGGCUUCCCGGGAACUCGCUAGCACAGCGGGCCGGCAGAAGUGGCGCGCACGAGGCAGCGGCGAAGUCGCCAUGUCGCUGGAAGAGUACGAGCUGGAGAUCGAGGACUUUGCCUUCGAUUUGAACGAUUGGCCUUUUGAAGAGCUCGACGACCUGCUCCGAAUAUCUGAGGAGGCCGUUGACACCGAGACAAUGACGGAUGUCCGCAGCUCGUGGUGCGACGAUGGCUUCGAGGUGGAGGACAAGACGACCAAAUCUGCAAGAACCAGUGCGUCGGACUUCGAAAUGAUAUACUUCCAGCGAGAUGAUUUCUGA
This is a messenger RNA of Symbiodinium natans, 642 nucleotides long. NCBI's taxonomy places the organism in Eukaryota, Dinophyceae, Suessiales, Symbiodiniaceae. The record is from the annotation of a GenBank genome assembly.